This is a messenger RNA of Cylas formicarius (sweet potato weevil), 2816 nucleotides long. RefSeq names its product choline transporter-like 2 (gene Ctl2). Lineage: Eukaryota; Metazoa; Arthropoda; Insecta; Coleoptera; Brentidae. The record is from RefSeq and is a predicted model, not a curated record. Gene Ontology annotation, cellular component: membrane. The coding region runs from base 356 to 2416 and encodes 686 amino acids. Gene Ontology annotation, biological process: transmembrane transport. The transcript has 16 exons. Gene Ontology annotation, molecular function: transmembrane transporter activity.
GAAAUCUACGCUUUCGGUACCGGUACUGCUUCCACGCCGUACCUGUAUUCGGAUUUUCGCUCGCAAGCUGUGUGUUUCGAAUCUAUCGCCAAAGGGACGACGACAUUAAAGACUUAACUACUUUUGUGCGCGCGUGUGUGUGUGUGUGGCGUACCGCUUUAUUGUGAUUUUCGCAAGCUUGCACGUGAACGCGCAGUAAACUGCUUUUACGACUGGCCGCCAAUGUUUGCAGUCUAGAGUACCGUUCGAUUUUGAUAAAUUUUAAUGUGUUCAGUGACGACUACCUUCCCAGUUUGUCGGGUGAGUUAGUUGAGUCUGUUGUUGGCCACAGAGCGGAUACUCGAAGCGAUGCGCCAUGGCUAAAGCUGCCCCUCAAGCUGUGGGACAACCGAUACGAUACGACCCGGAUUUCAAUGGCCCGUUGAAAAACAGAUCGUGUACGGACAUAAUUUGUCUGCUCUUGUUCUUGGUAUUCAUCGCGUGCUGGGCGGGCAUCGGCUGGUAUGCGAUAGUUAAUGGCGACCCGUCGACGCUGCUCGUUCCACGUGAUUCUUCCGGACGCAGAUGCGGCAUGGACUCCGAUGUCAAAGAUCGGCCAUACUUGUUUUUCUUCGACUUGACCAAAUGUUUUGCCCCCACAACCCCCAUUACUGGCUGCAGGACCGAACAGGUAUGUGUGAAAUCGUGUCCAGACGAGAAUUUCCUAAAAGACGUCCACGACACCGAAAAAGCUGUAUUGUUCUGCAAAUAUGGAACAUCCGUUUACAAUGAGGACGACUGUCCCACCUGGUACCUGGUUAGCGAGUCAGUUUUAAGCCGCUGCUUGUACAACGUGGCCGCAAGGAAUCGAUCUUUCGAGAAAUCGAUCGUAGUCGAUGGUGAUCAGCUCGCAGUUUUGCGUGGACGAAUGAAUCUCGUCCACGUGUGGCUCGGCAUGGCGACCCACAAUGUCCUGUCCGUCUUUUCCGACGACGUAAACAUCCACAAGGUCGCUGAGCAAGUCAUUGCAGACGUCGUAGAGUCUUGGUGGAAAAUACUGAUAGGGGUUGUCAUUGCUCUCGUGGUAUGCCUAAUCUACAUUAUGAUGCUGAGAUGGAUCGCCGCCCCGAUGGUGUGGAUAUCGAUCGUCGGUGUUCUUGUCGCGCUGUCAGCUGCUAUCUACUUCACCAAUAAGGAAUACGUAAAGUGGAAGCAACGUUUUAUCGAUGAAGAAGAAUCUUCGUACAAGACCAAGCGAGAUAUAUGGUUGGCGACUCUGAUCUUGGUGUGCAUUGCUCUCUCCGUAGUGGUGUUGAUGUUGCUAUUUUUGAGGAAGCGUAUACUAUUGGCGAUCGCCCUAAUUAAAGAGGGUAGCAGGGCGGUUAGUUCGGUAACUUCAUCUCUGUUUUUCCCAAUAUUUCCUUGGAUACUUGAAGUGGGUGUUAUCGCUUACGCUAUUUGCGUUGGACUGUAUCUUGCCACCACGGGACAGCCGGUAUACCAAAUUCGAUUUGCUUCGAAGGAAUGUGCCAAUGCGGGAUAUCCGAACAAAACUGUUUGCAAUCCUGACAACUUCACGAUCCCUGAACGCGUCCCAGCCUGCUCAGAAACUUCUUGCCGCUUUAUAAGAAUGGAAAACGAAUCGUUUUACGGAUACUUGCAAGCGAUAAACGUAUUUGGAUUCUUCUGGUUGAUAUGCUUCAUCUCGGCUAUGGGCCAGAUGAUGCUGGCCCAGGUAUUCGCUCAGUGGUACUGGACCUUCCAAAAAAGAAAUUUGCCGUUCUUCGCUCUCACGAGCGCAGUUUAUAGGACUCUGCGAUACCAUAUUGGUACGCUCGCGUUCGGCUCCCUGAUCAUUGCAAUAUGCAAAAUAAUACGGGCAUGUUUAGAAUACAUCGAUCACAAACUGAAGAAAUAUGACAACGAAAUUACAAAGGUGAUCAUGUGCUGUCUCAAGUGCUUCUUCUGGUGCCUGGAGAAUUUCCUCAAGUUCCUCAACAAGAACGCGUACAUAAUGUGCGCCAUUCACGGCAAGGGCUUCUGCGCAAGCGCAAGAGACGCGUUUAUGUUGCUGAUGCGCAACAUCGUCAGGGUAUUCGUCCUGGAUAAGGUCACGGACUUCUUGUUCUUCCUCAGCAAAGUGCUGGUAACGGUGGGGGUGGGAGCAGUGGCGUACCUGUGUUUCGCAACCGAUCUGGUGUCUUUUAUCGACAACUCCUCGCUCAACUACGGCGUCGUGCCCGUCAUCAUCAUCAUGAUCGCGACUUAUUUGAUUGCUUCAUUGUUCUUUAGCGUCUACAGUAUGGCCGUCGAUACCCUGUUCUUAUGUUUCCUGGAAGAUUGUGAAAGGAAUGACGGAAGCCCGGACAAGCCUUACUACAUGUCGAAGAACCUCAUGAAAAUAUUCGGAAAAAGGAAUAAGAUUAAGUACAACUAGGCUUACCUUAAAUUUAUAAUAAACACUAGUCAGAUUAUCAAUUUCUCGCAAACGUCUAUUUUUGAAGAGUUUCGCAUGUCGAUUUUUAAAAUAUUUUAGGUAGUAUAGUGCUAGUAUUUAGUUUACAAUCCCAUCGAUUUGAAAAUAGUCCCGAAGGCUGUGAUUUUGUAUGCAGUAUUAUGCACACGAUAUUCCAAAGCAUUUUCUUACCUUAGCUAUUUUAAAUAUUUCAAUAUGCUGCCAUAAGAAAAAAACAUAAUAUACACACACACACCCCAAAUCCUUAUAUGGUUAUUUCUUUUUAACUUUGUGCACGUUAGGCCCUACAAUCAAUUUGAAGAGUGUCAUUUUAUAUUUUAGAUGUUUAAGUGUAAAUAAAUGCCUAAAGUUUGAUUGCAUA